GACUAGUUUUCUUUGAUCUUCCCCUUCAUUUACAAUGCAUAAAAAUGAUGUGCUGUUCAGUGAACAAAAUGAUGGUGUCUUUUUCAGUGAACAAGAUCCCUCGUCUUUUUCAAUUGAUCAUCUUGGACUGGAGCUCUCUUUACUUUUGACUCUCCGUUAACGAGGAAGCUCAUGGAGAAGUUACCCUUACUGCCCAAGUCACCGAGGCCAAACAUGUAUAAUACAGCUGCAAAGUUAUGGAGGAUUGAGUUAUAGCCUAUGUUUGAUAUCCAUAUGUCUACUAGCAAUUCUAGGCCAUUGGGACUCACCGGAAACUGAGCAUGGAGAUGACUCCAAAUUCCGAGCUCCCAGAGGGGCGCUUCAUGUUUGAUGGCCGGCGGGAGGAUUAUCAGCCAGCUGCUAUUGAUUCCGGGUUCACCAGGAAUCCUGUUAAUCAAGUAAAUACAGUUAAUGAGACUGGUGGGAUUAGCAGCUUCCAUGAAGGACCAAAUAACAGAAUUAUUAUGGAUGUUCUGUAAGUGGGUGUCCUGUGAAGAAGAGGGUUGAAAGAGAUAGAGAGGAUCCAUCUUAUGUGAUUACAACUUAUGAAGGGGUCCAUGACCACCAGUCUCCUGAGUGUUUAAUGUUUCCUCAGGUUUGAAUUCUUUCACUAGUUAGUCUAAUCUUUACAUAGGAACUCCUGCAAAAUUUUUUGCAGCAAAAAAAACAACAUCAGCAUCGUUUUCGUUGACAUCAUACAGAGUUUUGAAAAAUAAUAAUGUUUUUAUUUU
This is a messenger RNA of Rubroshorea leprosula, 770 nucleotides long. The record is from the annotation of a GenBank genome assembly. Lineage: Eukaryota; Viridiplantae; Streptophyta; Magnoliopsida; Malvales; Dipterocarpaceae.